CACGUCACGUGACCCACUCAGCUCUGCGGCCGUGGACAUCUGCAAAAUGGAGGACCGUGAAGCUAAAGAACCCGAGCAGCUCCGAAAGCUGUUUAUUGGAGGUCUGAGCUUUGAAACCACGGAGGAGAGUUUACGGGCCCAUUUUGAACAAUGGGGAACUCUCACGGACUGUGUGGUGAUGAGGGACCCCAACAGCAAGCGAUCAAGAGGGUUUGGCUUUGUGACAUACUCUUCUGUGGAGGAGGUCGAUGACGCAAUGAAAGCAAGGCCUCAUAAAGUGGACGGCAGGGUUGUUGAACCCAAGAGGGCCGUGUCCAGAGAGGACUCCAAUAAACCAGGCGCCCAUCUCACAGUGAAGAAGAUCUUUGUCGGUGGCAUCAAGGAGGACACUGAGGAGUACCACAUUCGGGAGCAUUUUGAGAAAUAUGGAAAGAUUGAAUGCAUCGACAUCAUGGAGGAACGCUCCACCGGGAAGAAAAGAGGGUUCUGCUUUGUCUCCUUUGACGACCACGACACUGUAGACAAAAUUGUUGCCCAGAAAUUCCACACAAUCAACUUCCACAAUUGUGAGGUCAGGAAAGCUCUUUCAAAACAGGAAAUGAGCGCCAUAUCCACUAACAGGGGUGGCAGGAGUGGAGGAUCCGGGAACUUUAUGGGCAGAGGUAGUAAUUUUGGAGGUGGUGGCAACUUCGGUCGAGGUGGCUACGGUGGAGGACGAGGUGGUUAUGGGGAUGAUUUUGACAGUGGUCCAGGAGGAAAUUAUGGUGGAGGACCGGGUUAUGGAGGGGGCCGAGGGGGCUAUGGGGGCGGUGGGCCAGGGUAUGGCAACCAGGGAGGAGGAUUUGGUGGCAACUGCGAUGGAGGUUACGGAGGAAAUGAUGGAGGAUAUGGAGGAGGUGGAAAUUAUAACGACUUUGGAAAUUAUGGAGGACAACAGUCUAACUAUGGGCCCAUGAAGGGAAACAACUUUGGUGGCAGAAAUUCGGGUGGACCCUAUGGCGGCGGCUAUGGCUCAGGUGGCGGCGGAGGAGGCGGCGGCUAUGGCUCACGGCGAUAUUAAUUAUUUCAUGUUUUGGUAAGUUGCUUUCAGUUCCACACCACCCUCGUAGCACAGUUCAGAGUGAGCCCAUGAAAGUGCAGAAUAACUAUUUGUUCUAUCCUGUAUCCAUUCAACAGGCUUCAGUUCUUAGCAGGGGAGGCGAGGAGGUGAGCAAAGGAAUUAGCUGCAGGUUACUUUGAGGCAGUCAUCUGAAAGCAUUAGAGGAACACACAAGUCAGACAUUACUGCAGCUAAAGCGGAGAAGUUUAUGGAAGAAGGACUGUAUACGCAAGACAUGAGAGCAGAUGAUACUCUUCCCUUAUUGUGAUAGAUGUUUCCCUACCAAGCUAUUUUCCUUUUGUGCGUAUGAAGUGUGUGUGUGUGUAUUGUGCCUAUGGUAUCAGGGGUUAAGAGUAAAUUGUUUUGUUUUUUAAUCUGAAGCCAGUUCUUAAUAUCUUUCUCUUUUUCUUUUUUUUUUUUAUAUUGGUUAGUUUUCUGCUGGUCAAUUAAUAUUUUGUCAUUUCAACCUGGUUUUUGUUAUUUAGCAUAUAGUAACAUCAGGCCCUCAGACGAGCUAGAAUAAUUUUUUUCUUUCUGAAGUCAUUAUGAUUGCUCAAGUGUCAAGUGUAUUUUUGAUUUUGUAUGUGAAGCACAGUAUGUAAAUCCUUCGUAGUACCAGUGUCAACAAAUAUAAGCAGUAUGGAUUAGACUUAAGGCAAUCCCUCACUCUUCUUGUUCCCAGAAAACCGAAUACUAGAUUGUUCGAAUAUUUUGAUUAGAAGGAAAAAGACCGAAUAAAGUUGUGUAGUAAAGUGACAUGAGGUUCAGUGCGUCAUUGGUUCAGAAAAAGAUCAAAUGAGUUAUUUAUUUAUCUGUUGCCUGCACAUUGUGACUGUGAAGUUUAGCAAACCAGCUUGUCUUUUCCUUUGGGAGUAUUUUUAACAGUAUAUAUACUGUAUUUACUUGUGUAAGGGUGAAUGACAAGGGAGUUUGGUAGUCCUAGGGCCCCCUACACCACCAAGCCAGUGUUGAGCGAGUAGGAUUAUUACAGCCACAAGCACCUGCAGUUGGGCCCUCAGCAUCGCUAGUGUGGAAGAUUGCAGAUGACUGUCAGACAGGACGUCUUCAGCCCCAGCACAGUGGACCAGUCAGCAUUUUGAGAGAAGGGAGAAGGCAGCAUCGAGCACAUCGCCCAUGGAGGAAGCUUGCAGUGUCGUUCCUGAGUAGUGAGCAUCUAUCUCUUUCAAGGCUAGCUAAACCCUCCAGCAGCUGGUGCUAGCGAAGAAAGACUAGUUCCUGGACACAUUGGAGAUCCUGUUGAGUCAGAGAUACUGCAGUUUUACCCGCAAGUGCUAGAUUUCAGACAUUAACAAGAAAAGGGAGUGAGUAUUUCACAAAAAAAGCUGACUAUAAGAAGAUGGAGCAGGUAAGAGUAACCACUUUGCUUGAUUUGCAGAUGUGGAAAGAGGCAUUCUCUUCUUGCUGAAAAUCUGUAAAGACCUGAUAACAUGGAAGGUUCUGGAUGGGUAAGACUUUUUCAAAAUAUUGUAUAUUGUAAUCUUUCAUGGUGAUUAUAGAAGGUGCGAGGGUUCUUUAAGGUAAACACAGAGAGACAUCCAGUGUUGCUCCACUCUGACCAGAAUGUGUGACCUUCACCACACUGCUUAGAAUAGCCUGAAGGCAAAUGUUUUCCAUGUUUUUAUUACUUUUGUUAUCAGUCAGGCACUGCUGAUAAAGUUGAUAGUGAUGAAAUGCCCUUGGGGGAAACUUCAGAUGAUCGGAGAAGAAGAAGAGUAUUUACAGUAUAUCCUCGUGCCAAGCUAACACUUGCGUCAUGCAGUGUUGUGAAAUGAAGUCUGUAAAUAAGCAGAACAAUGAACAUUGGAAAUCUUGAUCAUUAAUGCAAAGGCAGGUCCUAUUAGCAUAAUGCAAAAAUAGUAUUUAAUGUAUAAAAAAGGCUGGUAAUCGGCAACAGGAAACAUCUGAGGUCACAUCCUCUGCAUCUCUCAAAAAAAUGAAAAACUAUUUAUUCAAUAACUAUUCUACUUGACAGGCAGUCUAAUUAUCAACAGAGAGGAAAUGUGAACUGUUGUUGUACAUACCCCAAACCCUUUUGGGCUUUAUGUAUAAGAAGUGAAAGCUUAAAAUACUUUUGGUUUAAAAGCUAAAAACCUUUUUGUGACGUGCUUCAUGACACUAUGUUGACUCCCUGAUCUAAAAAUAAAUUGAGACGUUGAGGGAAAUUUUCUAAGAUUUCCCAUACAAUGAGGAUUCAAGACCGUAUGCUGUACUUCUUACAUUUGGUAUUAGUUUCUGAGAGUGGGAGAUGUUAACCUCACAAUUUAAACCACAAGCUGAGUGCCAUAUAGUUCAAUAAUAUAUGAGAGAGGGCAGACAUCUCUACAGCCAAAAUGUCCAUCACUCAGCAACUCACAAAAACAAUCUAGACUGAUGAAUAGAACUACAGUUAACAAGGUAAAAUAUGUAUUUUAAUGUUGGGGUGAAUUGUCCCUUUAACAUGGCACGUUUAAACGUACAUUCCAAUCUCAAAUCUUAAUAAACGAAUACAUUUUUUUAAUAAAGCGAGUUCCUUGAAUGAAACAUUUCAAGCAUAUUUUUUAAAUCAGUGGUUAAAAUAUGAGCCACAGAAUUUUCUGCUACACAUUUGUGUUUGAAAGUAUAUAUAGAUAUACAUGCUUUGUUAAGGUUCAGUUUUAAAUUGGGGAAACAAUGUCUGCUGAUAUAUUUCUCAAUCAGUUAAAGGAUCGUGUUUCUGCAGAGGAAUGUAGAAAGACCGACUCAGUAACACAUAAACUGUGCUCGACAAAAGCACACCAGUGUCCAUUGCAGUAUGUUCACUUAAGAGUGAUUGAAGUGUUAAUUGUUACUUGUACUCUUAAAUAAAAAUAUUUUCCAUCA
This is a messenger RNA of Centropristis striata (black sea bass), 3958 nucleotides long. RefSeq names its product heterogeneous nuclear ribonucleoprotein A3 (gene hnrnpa3). Gene Ontology annotation, molecular function: RNA binding. Bases 47 to 1060 code for a protein of 337 amino acids. The transcript has 10 exons. The record is from RefSeq and is a predicted model, not a curated record. NCBI's taxonomy places the organism in Eukaryota, Metazoa, Chordata, Actinopteri, Perciformes, Serranidae.